Psylliodes chrysocephalus is the source of this 2803-nucleotide messenger RNA. NCBI's taxonomy places the organism in Eukaryota, Metazoa, Arthropoda, Insecta, Coleoptera, Chrysomelidae. The record is from the annotation of a GenBank genome assembly.
ACGAAAGAAAAACAUUUGAAUCUUCUUAGUUGUUUAUAAGUUCAAAAUGGCUGCAGUCUGUAAUUGAGCUUCUUAUUCUAAACAGCUAUUUCUUAGUAUAAUUGAAUAAAGUGUACGUCGAAUUCUGGUUCAAAAAUGGAAGAAUUGCUUAAAGAAGAAAGUAAGGAUGUGCAAGAACUAAUAGCGAAAUAUUUCUCUCCGAGCGAAUGGCUUAAAAUCCCGAAAAGUAUUCGAUUUCGACAUUUGAAAAUGUCUCGUAAUUAUUUGAAAAUUAAUGAAAAAUGGACAGAUUUUAUAGUGAACCCCAUGCCUAAACCAGAAUUCAUGAAAGAAAAAGAAAAGAAAACAGUUUCAAAGGGACUUAAACGACCAAUAACCAGCAAAAUUAAAUUACCAUCAAAAAUGUCCAAAUUAGCACCCAAAUCGACACCCAAAUUAGCACCCAAAUCAACAUCCACAUUAGCACCCAAAUCAACAUCCACAGUAGUUGAAAAAAGACUUCCUAAACGAAACGUUACCCGAAAAAAUUACUUUGAGGAUACAGAACCUGACAAUGAUCGAUAUGUUUAUUGCGACAAUUGUGAGGAAGAUUAUGUGGAUUAUUGUUCGAAAUGUGGAAUGUUGAUUUGUUUGGAUAACAUUAUUGUCCCAAUGGGUAUUACAGAUCGAGCAAGAAAAACUGUGCCUUCUGGUGUCCUUGAAAUCAGGAAAUCCACCAUUCACGGCUUAGGAGUGUUUGCUAUCAAAAGGAUUCAGAAAGGCGUACGUAUGGGCCCUUAUGAAGGCUAUAUAACCAAAAUUGAGGCUAAGAAGGGUUUUGCAUGGAAAUUGAAACAUGGACGGGUGAUCGAUGCCAGUGACGAAAAGAAUUCGAAUUAUUUAAGAUAUGUGAAUUGUGCCACGAAUGUCUCGCAACAAAAUUUAAUUGCCUAUCAAUAUAAAGGGGAACUUUAUUAUAGGACUUUUAGAGAUAUUUUGAUAGGAGAAGAAUUACUGGUAUAUUAUGGGCCCGAAUUCGCCGAAAACUUAGGUAUUGAUCCAAAAAAGUAUUUUGAACCAACAGAGGAAGAAAGCCAACCAGAUUUCUUUACUUGCAAGCAUUGCAGCAUUGGUUUAAGCACGAAGGAAUAUAGGAACACCCAUGAACGUUUUUGUAAAUUCCAACCUAACAAAAUGAAGACGAUGGACGUUACGAAUUUAUUUAUUUGCACGUAUUGCGAAGCGGGGAUCAAAACUGAAGAAUUGUUAAUUUCGCAUGAAAAACGUUGCCCAAAAAAUGAAGAGACUAUUCAAAGGAAAAAUGGAGCGAACAACAAAAACAAGAAUUACAAAUGCGACUAUUGCGAUUAUGCUGCGACACAAAAAAGUCCUUUAACGCAACACGUAAAAAUCAUUCAUAAAAAAGAUAAAGCGGAAGUUUAUCAUUGCAACAACUGCGAUUUUAAAACUUAUCACAAAAAUUAUUUAACUAAGCACAAAAAACGACACGAAGGGUAUAAUUCUCAUCGGUUUGCUUGUACAAGUUGUUCCAAAGGGUUUAUUAAACGAUUCGAACUCGAGUCGCAUAUUUUAACGAAUCAUCCCGAAAAUAUUCACCUUAUCACCGGGGAAAUUAAAUAUUGUAAUUUGUGUACAUAUAAAACCUUAAACGCCACUCAUUUGACUAAGCAUAUGUUUACACAUACAAGAGACAUUAAUAAAAAAUAUUCGUGUUCGGAAUGUGGGUAUUCGACUAACAAUAAAAAUCAUUUAAAACAGCACAUAUUGACACAUGGUAAAGAACAAUUGUAUCUCUGUACUGAAUGCAAAAAACGAUUUAACCAAAAAAAUCAAUUAGAUGCUCAUAUUGUCAGCAAACAUAGUAAAAAUGAUUUACUAAGUAAAUCGGUAACAAAUAGAACGUACACGUGCGAUAUAUGUAAAUAUAAAUGUACGAAACGAGCGAAUUUUAAAAACCAUUUAGCAACGCACACCGGACUUAAAUCGUUUUUUUGUAAAGAAUGCAAACAAGGUUUUAUCGAGAAACAUAAUUUGGAUUCGCAUAUAUUGAGCAAACACAAAAAUAAUGUUUUAUUGAUUAAAACGAUUACUUCGAAAAUACAUUCGUGUCAUUUUUGUGAUUAUCAAACUGUUUGGACGACUAAUAUUAAAACCCAUUUAAACACUCAUUUGAAAAAAGCGUACAAUAUGUUUCAAAAAAAAUUUGAAGGUAUAUCUAAAGGUAUUUAUAGUACCUGUAAACGAUAUAAAAUAAAUGCGCCAGUAGGCGACCAAUUAGAAGGCUCAUAUUAGUUAUUUAUAAUAGUCUAAUCAACAAGUUCAAAAGCGUGUUUUUGGGACAUACUAUUACGAAAAUUAUGUUCAAUAGCUCAUUCGAUUCGGAAUACGAGGAUGUAUCAGAAAAUAAUAAUAAUAAUAAUAAUUUAUUUGCAGUAUUACAGGUAAAUUUGCAUUAAAUACAUAAAUUUUAUCGAACAAAAUAGUAUAAUACUACAAAAAGGGAAUAGCAGACAGCAUAGCUGAUAUUAAUUGCUAUCCCUAAUAAAGAAAAGAAAAAAAUUAAAAUAAUAAAAUACAACGAAUAAAGUGUGGCAUAAUCGAGACAAAAAUAUAAAUACACAUUUUAUAAAUGUAAUAUUACAUUUUAUUAUAAUAUCUAAUGGUUGUUUUGACUAGAUAUUUUCUGACAUCAAGAGAUGUUUAUACUUUUGCUUAAACAUAUUUGUCGAAAGAUGUUUGAGUUUAGGAGGAACCAGGUUAUAUAGUUUAAAUAUCAUAUAAGAGAAUGAACCUUGAAAUUUGG